AUGUCUAGCCUUGGUGACGGCAAAGAUUCGGAGGAGGCCGCCCUCAUCGAGUCGUUCCCAGUCCUCUUCCAGAGUCUGGAGUACAGUGAAUUCGAGCUGAACCUUUCAUGGUGGAACCAACUUCACCCCCUGCGCCUCAUGCAAACCUACCGCAUUCCAGAAGAGCAGCAUGAGGCCUGCGGAGGAGACAGGGGAACGCAUUCGUCGACUCUCAUUGACUCGAGGACUUCCCACUCGCCCUCGGAUCGUGUGUGGGUAUUUUGGGAUAAAAAGUGGUUUUCGUGGAAAACGGCUGCGAUCCGCCUACGAAUCAUGCGAAACCUCAAUACCCCCAUCUCUCAACGCUUGGAUACGAGGCUAAUGGACAUUGACAGACAGAACCCAGCUUACACCCUAUUACCAGAGUCCCCCGAUUUGACGGAUCCGGCCCCUGAGAAUGCUGUGAGCCCAGUAUCCGAACCCCAGCCUCCCAAACCUCUAGACCCGCUGUCACCUACAAACUCACCACCAAAGGAGAGAGCCUACUUCUCCGACGGCUACGACAUUGCGGAAGAUAACGAAACCAAACGGACCAAGAAGGUCUACCGGCAGUGGGAACGGUCUUACGAUACUUGUGCCUUCAACCUCACAUCGGAUGAGCUGAAAUCCCUUAAGUUGAAGGAAGGCCUUAAUGAGGCAACGUUCACGGUCACCACCAAGUACCAAGGAACCGUUUGCUGUGAAUGUUUGAUUUACCUUUGGAAGUCGACUGAUAAAGUUGUGAUAUCAGAUAUCGAUGGAACAAUAACUAGAUCUGACAUACUUGGGCAUCUCAUGCCACUCGUAGGCCUUGAAUGGGUCCAAACUGGUGUAACUAAACUCUACAAGGAGAUUGCACACAACGGAUUCCAUAUUAUGUACGUUUCGGCACGAGCCAUUGGACAGGCAAAUGCCACGCGGAGUCUACUUGAAGAGCUAGUGCAAGACAAGGAAAGUCUUCCUCCUGGUCCCAUUAUACUCUCGCCGAACUCGGUGUUCAAGACUCUAGACAUGGAAAUGAUAAAGAAAAGGCCACAGGUUUUAAAGAUCAAAAACUUGAAACGAAUUCAGCGACUCUUCCAAAGGGACGAUCCCAAAACCAACCCGUUCAUUGCCGGUUUCGGAAACAGAGUUAGCGAUGAAGACACCUACCGAGCUGUCGGAAUCCCGAACACGCACAUCUUCAUCGUCAAUCCUCGUGGGGAGCUAACGACGCCCUCGGGUGUUCAAUUGAAACUGGGCUACAAAGAACUCCAGGAACUAGUCGAGACUGUGUUCCCGCCCUCCCUCGGUCGAAUGGAAUACAGCGACACCUACUCCGACUUCACUUACUGGCGCCCAGUCCAGACAGAAAACUCUGAAGUCGAAAGCCAAAUACAAGCGUCUCCCAGUCCCACAAGCAGUAAAAGUGGCUACUUUUUCUAG
Molecule: messenger RNA, 1443 nt
Organism: Dibothriocephalus latus
Lineage: Eukaryota; Metazoa; Platyhelminthes; Cestoda; Diphyllobothriidea; Diphyllobothriidae
Source: the annotation of a GenBank genome assembly